This is a messenger RNA of Helicoverpa armigera (cotton bollworm), 8947 nucleotides long. RefSeq names its product mucin-2 (gene Cda5). The transcript has 17 exons. Gene Ontology annotation, cellular component: extracellular region. Bases 165 to 7637 code for a protein of 2490 amino acids. NCBI's taxonomy places the organism in Eukaryota, Metazoa, Arthropoda, Insecta, Lepidoptera, Noctuidae. Gene Ontology annotation, biological process: carbohydrate metabolic process. Gene Ontology annotation, molecular function: hydrolase activity, acting on carbon-nitrogen (but not peptide) bonds; chitin binding. The record is from RefSeq and is a predicted model, not a curated record.
CACUCCUGUGCUGCGCGCGCGCAACUCGCCGCGCCACGAUCACUUUGCGCACGCGCGCUGAGCUUACGCGCGUAUCCGUGUAAUAUGCGUCGGUGGUGAAGUGGCUGUGAAGUGUACGAUAUCGAUUUUGUACAAAGACCGUGAUCUGUGCUUACACUGCGAAAAUGAGGUCUUGCUGCGCUGUGGCGCUUCUUACCCUAGCGAUUAUAACAGAAUGUUUCGGCGCCCAGUCAGACCGUUCCCGGUCGAGAUCCGGCCCGAUCCGCAGCGUGCCCGUAGCGGCCGACAUCAAACGGGACGUGGAUUUCGACUGUCCUGAGGAGUUCGGCUACUACCCCCACCCCACCGACUGCACAUUGUACUAUGUCUGCGUGUUUGGCGGCGCACUACUCGAGUCAUGCACUGGUGGCCUUAUGUACAGCCACGAGCUCCAAACGUGUGAUUGGCCGCGCAACGUAGGCUGUGACGGCACCAGCGCGGUCGGCGGUGAGGAGUUGGAGAGGAUCAACGAACGCGAUCCCCCCCCUCCGCCUCCGCCACCGCCUCGCCGCACACCCCCGCCGCCACCGCCGCGUGCUCAACCCAACCCCGUCGUUACCUCAAGAGGACAGCCUAAAUUCAGCCGACAAGAAUACGAAAAGCAACAACAACUUUACGCGGAAGUAGACGACCUACCACCUGUCGAGGAAAUUGAAAGUGACAGACAACAACGCGUUUACCGAGGACAGCCUCCUACUAUAGGACAAGUUCAAAAGGACAGAGAUGGCUACGGAGCUCAACAAAUCAGUUCCGGAAGAAAUCUGAAUUCUAACAUUAUUCCUGCGUCGAUACCUCAGAACAACGGUAAAAUAGGCUCCUUCUCAUUCGGCUCUCAAGUCGAUGAACGACGAACUGCUACGGUUACCCCGGCACCCCAAUCUUACAGUGAAGACAAAAGUGACACCGUGACUGACUCUUCUAAUGACAGACAAUUAGACGUUGAGACGAAUGAAAUAGUUACUAAUGAUUUGACUGAAAAACCAGUCUUAAGAAGGAAAAGGGAAGUGGUAGGAACAGACUUAGGUGUUAAUGAAACAACAACUACAACCACAACAAAACCAGAAGAAAUGUCAGAAAGAAGCGACAGUGGUGAAGAAAUGGAGUAUAUUGAGAUAGAUACUGAUGUUGAAGAUGCCGAUGGUUCACCUUUAGAUGAUACUGAAAGAGGAAAGAGACAAGUUAGAUACUAUUUAAAAAAUGGUUAUAAGACGCCUGGAAAAAACUGGGCCUUUUUAAAGCCGUUGAAACUUAUUGAGUUCCCACAGUCACAAUUUAAUGCAAAUGUUCAAAAUGCAAGAUACCAACAGUUUAGUAAUAAUUUAAAUAACAACAAUUUUUAUGAGAUCACUCGACGACCACAGCCUUAUAAUAAUAAUUUAUAUUCUACAGCCAAUCCCUUCCUAACCUAUCAAGUUAGCAACUCCCAAGGAAUUUUUAAACCUAGUUUACCAGAUCCUUCAAGUCAGCCUGCUCACAAUCCCCUAAACUCUGCAACCCAAAUAAUAACCAAAAGUCCCCCAAUAUCAUCACUAAACAGUGACACAUUUCCUUCAAUGGCUGGUGGUUUCUUUAAUAAUAACGUUCCCCAGCAGAGUAAUGUACAGUAUCAGAUGUAUUCAUCAACACCAUCAAACGUAAACCAUCAAAACAGUCCAUUCGUGUUUCCUGAUUCAUCUCAUGUUCCUAGUACGAUCGUCACGGGUAAACCUGUCCCAGUACCCACAUCACCUCGGCCUCAGGAAAAUUACAGAAAUUCUGAACAAGAAAGGAAUAAAUAUCAGCAACAAAACCAACAACCGAUAAGAAAUAACCAACACCCAGUAAGAAAUGUAAAGGUCUUGUCGCCUCAUGCUCAAAAACCAACAGACGAUAAAGAUUAUGAUGAUGAAGAAAAUUCUAACGAAGAGGAUGAAUCUUCAGAAGAAGAGGAAGACGAGGAUGACGACCGUCAUAGGGAUGAUUUCCCACCACCGCCUUAUGAAUUUACCCACCCAAGUCACAAAUAUAAAGAUAUAGUAAAUCCUUUCGCUAAGCCAGACUUUGAUUUUGAUGCAUAUUUGACGAAGUUAAGCAAUGGUCAGUAUAAUCCUGGAAAUCAACAUCCAAGACCAGUGGCAAUAGUGAAACCUACGAUUGAAGUAACGACGAUUUCCCAACUCGGUGCUCGAGGACCAAGUUCAACUGUAAGUUAUAAAGGAAUGAGUACACCAAAACCUUUUACCGUACCUUCUGGACCCGGAAGUUCUGUAGCAUUAAUCGUAAAUAGUGCAAGACCAUCAUCGGCACCUAUUAAACAAGGGCAGACUUAUGACCAGGUUAUUCAAAGACCAGAACCGAUAAGGCAAACCCAACAACAGCAGCAGCAGCAACAGCAACAGCAGCAACAACAACAGUCUUCUAAUGAUAACGCUUUUGUACCUCGUCAAACUGCUGGUACUCCACUUGAUGCCAACAGGCCAAAGUUGAAACCACCAAACUUCAAUGAUGACCGUCAAUUACCAAUUAGUUAUAGCUUCAGCAGACCAAUCAGCAGCACCCCUAAACCAACGCAAGAUAAUAAAUAUAAAGGAGAGACUCAUCAUACUUUUUCUGUUACUCCUAAGCCAUACUUAUUAGUCACUGGGACAGGCUCGCCUAUCAUUCUGUCCACACCUAAACAUCAGUAUAUAGUCAAACCAGAAAAGAUCAUAUCCCUUCAACCACACAUAGUUGCAACUGCAAAACCAUACUUAGUGUCAUCCAUCAAACCUCAUAGCGCCUACGCAAUAAUAAAAAAUUCUACACCUAAACCUCUGUCGGCAUUGGCACAUCAGCAACUAUCAACUCUACAACAAUACUGGAACAAUCCAUCUACCGAAUCUGUUACAUUCCGUACCGUUUCAUUUAAGCCUAGCACACCAAAGAACAUUCAAAACCUCGGAAACUUGUUUGCAGAAGCUGUAAAGUCGACUCAAAUGCCAAUUAAAAAUUAUAGUAACCAUCAAAAUGCAGCAAACACAUACACCAACAGCCCAAUAACUACAACCACAACUACGACAACACGAGCACCGCUUAAACGCAGACCAAUUCCAAAACCUUCUCCAGAAAUGGCUGAUUACUAUUACGAUGAUGAAGAUGAACAAUACUACUAUGAACCGGUAGUUAAACCAAAGUACAUGCCCAGUACUGAAGUGAAACCACAAAGACCACCAAUGGCCCAGAAUUACAAAGAAUAUGACGAUAGUUAUGAAGAAAACGCUGAACCAUCUAAAGUCAGAGCUAAGCCAAAACCUACACGAGUACCAAUGAAGUAUAAUGUUUACAAACCAGAAAGUGCCACUAAAAAUCUUAAUGAUGUAUCUGUUGUUACCAAAUCUCCUAUGAAAGAUUUUAACAAAAACAUCAAUGGAAAAAUACCUAUUCCGGUAUUAGUAGACUACGGUACCCCUACCCCGAAUUCAUUGAUUCGUCCUGAAAUAUCUAAUUACCAAAUCGUGCACCAUAUGCCUAGAAAUAGAACUAUUAUGCAUAUAAGAAGACCAGUUACUGAAAAUGGACCGAAUACCAUUAAACCUCCCAAAUAUUUGAAUCAAACGACUUUGCGUCCCUAUACAGUUAGGCAUAGGUUAGCUAAGCCGACAACACUUCAAGAAACUUCCCAAAAUGAUGAUAAGCAGACCAGAGGAAGAGUAAGACAUCCGAAUAUUGUUGCACAAAUGAAAUUGACAACUCCUCGUGAUAGCCACAACCAAGAGACUAGAUUUACAAAGACUAAACAUGACGAUAAAACAAACAGCUUGGAACCGACAGAAAGCGUAGCUCCAGUUUCCUACUCAGCAAGUCCUCGACCGAAGAUGUUAUACAAUGGAUCUCAAAACUAUAGUCCCGAUCAAUACGACCCCUUCUACGCCGUAUAUGAUGAAGAUGGUGAAUUGUACAAAGAUACAGACUACGUUCAGCAAUAUAACACGGCUUCGCUCCGCCCAGCUGUUCAGCAGACCUACCGAGGCACCCCGCCCCCCGCACCUGCCAGGAGACCUGUGGAGACCUAUACGCCGAGGCCAGCACCUGCUGAUUAUGAUGAUGAACUUAUACAGCCUCAGAUAAACAACCAGAACCAAUACCAAGCGCCAAUUCGCCAUUCGACAAGGGGCGAAGGUAAUGAAUUGGGGUACGAUCAUAACCCAAGCAGCGUGAGGACGACUUUGUACGAAGCCACCACUCAAAGCACUACUCCUCCCACUACUAGCACCAGCACGACCACAAAACGCCCUACUACAGCACCCUACACUGAAGCAAUGACCCCGUCUCGAUAUACCCCAAGAUCAUCCACAGAUGAAAGUCCAAUUCCUGAAUCCUCUUCAAAACCUUCAGACGAUGUAUCGUCGGUUCCUACCACGCCAUCAUCCACAAUAAACUUUUCCUCUCUUGCCAAACCUUUUGAAAAGACUGACAAUGUGUUUAGAUUAAAAGAGACGAUAUCCUCGACUGAAACGCUUCCAACCUCAUCAAGACGUUCUUCUGAAGUGACUAACAAUAAUAAUAAUGUGGAAGUGGUGAGAUCCAAGUCCAACAGAAAUAAUAAAAAAGUGUCACUAACAUCAGGUUUUUCAAUCAGACGUAAUCCUAAUAAUACCAAUAAUCCCUAUACGUUGACUGUUCUAACGCGACCUUUAGAAGAUUUCGAUAAGGCUCGUAAACCCAGUAGUCGCGGUGAUCGCGGUAAUGUUAGUAGGCAGAGGCAAUCGGAUAGGUAUUAUUACGAUAGUAGCAGUGAUAGCAAGGACGCGUCAGUUGAACCUGUAGUUGAAUCAAAUAGUAAAUACGAAACGUCAUCCGAGAACUCGAUGCGGAGAAAUGAUUUCGGUCCCGAUAACAGCGAAGAUGAUUAUGAUAUACCUGUCUUUACAAGACCAACGAGUAGAACGAAAACAGUGAAGUCUAGAAUUAGGACCACGACGAUUCCAUCGACGACAUCUACAAAAUACCACAUAAAGACCGUUAAUACACGGCCUACUCCAUUUUCUUAUAAUAAUCAAGAAAUUGUAGACUCCACAGAAAAUGCUAUUAAUACUGAGGCUUUGAUUGAGACUGGUUUACAAAAUGCUCGUGUUAUUGAGCUAUCAACCGAAGCUCUUAACAACACAUUAAAUGAGCAACUACCGACAAGAGAAUAUGAUAGAUCUCAAUACGUUUGGACCGAACCUCCUGUUUCGCCUUUCAAAACGUUAGAUAAUUUACGUAAUACUUAUAGGAACUUUGAACGUGAACACACUACCUCUACUACAUCUACUACUGUAUCUACUACAACUACACAUAGGCCGACCAGAAUACGCAAUGUCAAAAAACAAAAACAUUCGCGUAAACCUUCCUACUAUAGUUACAGAUUAGAGGACGAAAGUGUCCCUGAUCAAACUACAGAAAUAUUUAAUGGUAAAGUUAAAACGGUCAUCAAAGCUUUCUUGAACAAUUUUGUAAGUUCACCUGAACCACAAAUUGUUGAAGACUUCUCGACAACAACUACAACACCAAAACCUACAACACCUAUACAAAGAAACGAUGAUGAAAUCGUAAACAUAGGAUUCCAGAAGAAAACGUUGAAGUAUGUGGAUGAAAAACCUUUGCGCAGCAAUGUGAAACGUCUACAAAUAAUAACAGAACCACCUUUAAGCAGGUUUGUGACUCCGAGUCCUGAAUCUAUUAGCUUAACCGAGGAGAGCGAGGUUAAAGAUUUUUCAUCGACAACUACAACUAUGACCACAAUGAGUAGCACUCCCUUCGCUUACACCAAUCUACCAACAUCUCCAAUGGCGAUUCUCAGUUCAACCAGUGAUCUUAGGAACAUACCAAGUAGGGAUCCCUAUCAAUCUAAAUUCAGUAGUUUCAUAACUAACAAACCGGAAAAUGAAGGCUCGCUCAAAUUCCAAAAUAUUAUCAAUGAAGCUCCGUCUACUGAAAGUAACAUUCGGGAAAUGGACGUUAACGAUGAAGUAGUUAUUCAGACCACGCAAUCCGUUGUGGAGGAUAAAGCUUCAACUGAGACUGAAAGGCGACCUAGCAUACUCGAGAGCGAAAUCGCAUCGACGACAAGUACUACGAAAUCGACUACGACUAUGAAGAUUGAACCGACGACUUCAACGACUAAAAGUAUAUCCUUUCCACCGCGAGCCUCACGAGUCAAUCCCGCCAUAAAGUUAGCUGCGACAAACCCAGGAGGUGGGCGCAGGAGUUACCAAUCGUCGUCCAAAUGCUCAUCAGACAACAGUCUGCAAGCGAACCCAAAAUGCAACGAAAUCAAAUACCAGAGGCCAACGAGUACGCGAGGCCGCGGCUCUGCGCACUACUCCACAGCGAGCGAAGCGCAGUCGCCGCAACCAGCGCCCAACAGGGGAACACCACCAACUCGCAGCCGACCAACAUUGAAGCCAUCGACGGCUAUUGUCUCCAAAACGACUGAGUUUGUUGACAUCUACGCGCACCCACCGACCAGGCCUGACCCAGUGUACCCUCAGCCCACUCCUGACAAGACUGCAGCCAAGUGCAGGAAGGAUGUAUGUCUUCUACCUGACUGCUACUGCGGUGGCAAGGAAAUACCUGGCGACUUGCCGGUGGAACAGGUGCCUCAGAUUGUUCUACUGACCUUCGACGACUCUGUAAACGACUUGAACAAGGGUCUGUACGCUGACCUGUUUGAGAAGGGCCGCGUCAACCCUAACGGCUGCCCCAUCUCCGCAACAUUUUACGUGUCCCACGAGUGGACCGAUUACAGUCAAGUACAGAACCUUUACUCCGCUGGACACGAGAUGGCAUCACACACUAUUUCCCAUAGUUUUGGAGAACAGUUCUCUCAAAAGAAAUGGUACAGAGAAGUGGGUGGCCAGAGAGAAAUCUUAGCUGCUUAUGGUGGAGUUAAACUUGAAGAUGUGAGAGGAAUGAGAGCGCCUUUCCUUUCCGUCGGUGGCAACAAGAUGUUUAAAAUGUUGUACGAUGCGAACUUCACUUACGAUUCGUCUCUACCCGUUUACGAGAACAGACCGCCUAGCUGGCCCUACACUCUUGAUUACAAAUUGUUCCACGAUUGUAUGAUACCGCCUUGCCCUACAAAAUCUUAUCCAGGUGUAUGGGAGGUUCCUAUGGUGAUGUGGCAAGAUCUGAACGGUGGACGUUGUUCCAUGGGUGACGCUUGCGCCAAUCCUCCCGAAGCCGAGAACGUGUACAAGAUGAUACUGAAGAACUUCGAUAGACAUUAUACUACUAACAGGGCACCCUUCGGCCUCUACUACCACGCCGCCUGGUUCACGCAACCGCAUCACAAGGAAGGUUUCAUCAUGUUCCUGGACUUCAUCAACCAGAUGCAAGACGUGUGGAUCGUCACCAACUGGCAGGCAUUGCAGUGGGUCAGGGACCCCACGCCUAUCAACAGGCUCAACAACUUCCAGCCGUUCCAGUGCAAUUAUCAGGACCGGCCUAAGAAAUGCAACAACCCUAAAGUGUGCAACCUCUGGCACAAAUCCGGAGUCAGAUACAUGAGAACGUGUCAACCGUGCCCCGAAGUAUACCCCUGGACCGGCAAAUCUGGAAUCAGAUCUUCACGCAUAGACAACGACAUUGGAGAAUAAGCGGAUUAGUUACUAUAGCAUAAUAAUACCAAUCUCGAUAUUACAGUAAAAGUUGAUUGUUGGUACAUCAAAUGUAUCAAUUUAACGAGGCAAGGAAGGUUUCGUUUACUCACAGUAGAAAUUGUUUUGUCACCAACUGAAGAGUGCCAUGUAGAUAUCGAUGGUCACAAAGCAUACGAUGACAAUUUCAUAGUAACGAGGAUGUUCGUUACAAUUCUCUAAAUACGUCCUAAAUGUAUUGGAAACUGUGAUAUUAAGUGUUUUCAAUCGUCUAGUGUGAAGACAGCGUCGAUUUCAUUAGUUGUAGUUGCAUGAUCUACUUGUAACAAUACUCGUGCAAUGUUUUUUGCAAUAUUAAUAUUUCCUAUUUUGUGUUCGUUUUAGUUUGUAAUCCUUAAAUUAAUGCAGACGUUUUGUUUAGUUAGAAGUUUUUGUAUGUCAUAAUCGUGAUAAUCAAUUUACAGUCUCCAGUAUUUAUCUCAUACAUCCUAAAAAUGAUUACCAUUUUCCGAGUAAUUUUAAACGAAAGCCAUAUUAAAAUUUAGAAAAUAUGUUUUUCUAAUCUUGCCAGCUUCGUGGUUGACACUGCCUUUUAUAAUUUGUAAAUAUAGAUGUAGUUAGCGAGUAAAAUUUAGUUUAGGGUUGUAUGUACGUUCUCGUUGUGGUUUUUAUCCAAGUCCUAAAAAGUACCUUAUAAGAUUAAAAUUUUGGAUUCCUUCACUUGCAAAAAUAGCCAAUUGGUUUGUACACUAAAGUGUGUAGUGUGUAGCAUUGUGUAGACGUCUGUCCACAUCGCAUUUGUGUUCAUCUGUGAUGUUGCACAUGUCUAUACAACUGUUGAUUCAUCCGAGGACGUAUUAUAAAGCAUAAUAAUUAUUGAUAGGCGAAUUCCCGUUUGAGUCAUUAACCCUUUUUUUACCUUAGCUUAAAUCUUGUAGCUUCUUUAUCCAAAUUCUCGACUAUGACUCCAACGGUAAAUUCAAUCUUCACUCUAUUAGAAUUAAAGCUUUGGUUUGCUAUUGCAACUGAAGUUAUUGGAAGCGCUUGCUACGAAUCUUAUUUAAAAACUUAUUCAUUAUUUAAUAAGCUCUACUGUAAAUAUAGGAUUAGUAUUUAAAAUUGGUAGUUUCACUUUUUUAUUAUCGUCUCGGCUAGAAAAAUGUAUCUCGGACAUGACUCCGCACUGAGGUCGUAGUGCAAAACUUUAGAACAAGUUGAUUUUGUAUUUUGUAUCGGCAAACAUUAUUUAUAUUGUACAAGAACUGUAACACUUUUUGUGACCAGUGCUGAAUAAUAAAAUGCUAUAAAUA